UAUCACCAUAUCGGGCUCUAGCUCUUACCUGUGUGUACCGUUGCUUUGGUCUCCAGCGUCAGUCGCAGCUGUUGUCAGGCUGACACAGACAGAGCAGCUUGACAUCAUGGCGGCGUCGGUUCUUGUGCAGAGUGCUUCUUUCAGAGUAUACAGCUCCUUACUGCAGCCCUGUUUUCUGAAAAAAAUGAGAAUUUUUAAAAAGGCUGUACCUCACAGACAUGUUUGUCUUUCUAGUAACAGCUAUGCAGCCACAAUAAUCUCAGGAACUGAACUGGCAAAGCAAAUACAUAAGGAAAUUCAAAAGGAUGUGGAAGAAUGGGUAUCCGAAGGCAACAAAAGACCUCAUCUUAGUGUGAUUUUAGUAGGAGAUGAUCCAGCCAGUCGAUCUUAUGUAAGGAAUAAAACAAAAACUGCUGCUGCACUAGGUAUCAGCAGUGAAACAAUACUGCGACCUAGUAAUGUUUCUCAAGAAGAACUACUAGAAGUGAUUGACAGAUUGAAUCGAGACUGGAAUGUCAGUGGUUUACUUGUUCAACUACCUUUACCAGAGCACUUCAAUGAACGUUCAGUUUGUAAUGCAGUCGCUCCAGAAAAGGAUGUGGAUGGCUUUCACAUAGUUAAUGUUGGAAAACUUUGCCUUGACCAGAAAUCCAUGAUACCUGCUACGCCUGCUGCUGUUUGGGAAAUUAUUAAAAGAACAGGGAUUGAAACAUGUGGUAAAAACGUUCUGGUUGUUGGAAGGUCGAAGAAUGUAGGCUUGCCGAUUUCAGUGCUUUUGCAUACUGAUGGAAGACAUGAAAGACCUGGCGGUGAUGCCACAGUGACUAUUGCUCAUAGAUUUACUCCUAAGGAGCAACUUAAGGUCCACACCAGUCUUGCAGACAUCAUUAUAGCAGCAGUUGGAGUUCCAAAACUGAUUACUGCAGAUAUGGUAAAGGAGGGAGCAGCUGUUAUUGAUGUUGGCAUUAAUCGCAUCCAGGACCCUGAAACUGGAAAGACCAAGUUGGUAGGAGAUGUGGACUUUGAAGAGGUGAAGAAGAAGGCUGGGUACAUCACACCUGUGCCUGGAGGUGUGGGCCCCAUGACUGUCGCCAUGCUCAUGAAGAAUACUGUAACUGCUGCUAGAAAUCUUCUGACCCACUGAAGGACUGAUGCCAUAUACAGUAUAUACUUUUAUUUGAUUCCACUCAAAUGUUAUCUUAUUACUAUUUAUAUGUUGUUUUAGUUCAUAUUUAUUAUAUUUUCAGAAAUGUAUUUUUUCUACUACAGUCAUUUUCAGUUCGACCUGUUUGAAUAACUUCAACAUUACUGUGAACUACACUACACCUGCGUUACAAGAAAUAUAAAAUUUACAUUUUAAAACAGGUGGUCGGAUAGGGUGUGUUACAUAUUUACAGAAAGCACAGCUCAGAAUGGUUUGAGUAAUCAGGGUGUACCAUUAUAUACAAAUAUAUGCAAUGCUUUAGGCUGUCAGUUUAUGGACACAAUAUUUUGCUACCUUCAGGUGAUGCUAUCAUGAAAAGUAAAUCUCAGUUUUGCUGGUCAGUAAGACUGCCACCUCUACAUUUUUUGUAAAUGUAUAAACUGUGUGCAGUAAACUGUUUAAGUGAUGGGUAGGACCUUGUCAAACAAAAAAAAUAAUAAUACUGGAAUAUUAAAUGAAUUUAAAAAAAUAAAAAUAAAAAUAAAAUAAAAAAUUACCUCUCAAUUGGAUACUAAACACUACUCCACAUUUACUACAGUACAAAGCAGUACACAAUACAAUUUUAUUGCAAGAUAGAAAAACAUUUUAUACAUAAGGAAAAGGUAAUUGCACAGAUGUGCUUCAGUCAAAAACCUCAUUGUAAAUUACAGAACGCACAGUCAUCUGCCAGCUACCAACAUUCUGCUAAUCUGCAUGUAUUUUACACAAGCAAAAUUUGAAUAAAAAAAUAAACUUGGGUAUUAUUUUGGCAAUAAAACUGCUUUUAGAUUCACAAAAAAAAAUAGUCUUACUUUUUUGGUUUUCAUUAUUCAUUAUUAGUGAUCAUAUCCAGGUUAGUUUGAAACAACAACUCUUAAUUGAACUGGGCCUACCUUUUUUCAUUCCGUAUCCUGUUCCAUAUAGAAAGGAAACGAUAUUUUAAAAUGUUGGAACUUGCUAAACAAUCAAGGCAGUUACAACCAGUAUACACCAGCCUCGGGGUAUUUAUGUGGUUGGAAGAGUCAGUUCAAUGCAUUGUGAACUCUGUGGUUUCUUAACAAGCACUUGUAUGCCAAUGCUGGCACGCAAGUAUUUAAAGAAAAAUACAUCCAAUCACCCAGUUUGUAUGUAUAAUAAUGCAUCAUAAUGCCAACCAGUCUGCAUGCGAUUACAACGUUAUACAAAAAUGCAUCAGGGAUAAAAUUGUACAGACUUGCCUGCUGCUAGUGUUAGUUUAUAGUUUAUGGAUUUUCUAAACGUUUAUUACCAGAAAAACUAAACUGAGGGAUUUACACGUCUAAAAGUUGCAUCCUUACAGGUCAGUCUAAAUUCCAAUUAGGAAGAAACUAUUUUACAGAUUUUUAUUUUACAUGAUUAGUAUUAGUGGGUGGCAUAAAGGAAAUAAGGAAAGGUAAUACAAUCAUGGCUGAUUGCUUAACUGCACACGACACAGAGCAUAUUUUCUCAUUGCUAUAUGAUGUUCUAAUUUUUUAACAAACACCACAGCAUGUGGGAGCUAUUUGGAAGUCUGAAUAGUAUCAGGUAGCAGUAAUAUAGGUGACAGUGACUGUGCAGUGCUGGGUAAGUCUAAGGGCUCUGUUAUUCAACUCAUUUUACAUUUAAAUAAUAAAGGACAAUGGACAGAAUGUUAGACUAAGUGGUAGCAGUAUUUAUUCACGAAUUAGAGUGUAACUGCGGUUUGGAUUCAGUCUGGUUUUUCCUCCGAUCUGUUUUGCACCCAGAGUAACUUACAUGAAAAUACUCCUGGCUCCAACACAUGAAAUUAUUAUAGUUUGAAUUCACAGAGAUUAUUUUUUAUUAUUUGAUUAUUUAGCAGACGCCUUUAUCCAAGGCGACUUACAGAGAUUAGGGUGUGUGAACUAUGCAUCAGCUGCAUCAUCAGAGAUGCAUGUUGUCAAUGUUUUUACAGCAAUCAUUCAUUGCUGUCUAAAAAAUGACUUCAUUACCAUUCCAUAAAUGCAUUACAUUUUCUUAAUUAAACAAAUGGACUCUGGGUGUGCAACAAAAAUAAAAUUGACACAUACAGGAAUUAUACCAAAAUAAGUUAACAUGAGCUUUUUGUGAAACUAAGUGGUAUUACUGAACACAUAUAUUUCAUGGUGUUUAAAUCAUUGGCCAUAGAGAUGUAGUUAAUAAUAAUAAUGUAGUUCUUUUACAGAGUUGAAACAAUGAGGGUUUCUUACUUAGAGCUCUAACAUGUACCCUUUUAAAAGUUUACCACAGGAAAUUUGCACUGUAAUUUAGCAGCUUUGCUUUUCCCAUGUGUAACAUACAUGGGCCAUCACUGAAUAAUACUGAAUCAGUCACAGAGCAGUGGGUGCUGACACGCCGCACAGGCGUGCAGAUUUAAUGUCAACACAGGCCCCGACGCUCGGGUACCAGCAAGGGUAAUCCUAGUGCCGCAUUUAAUAAAGAAAACAAAACAAAACAAAUUUGAUAUUAAGUGUGCCAUUUAUUGGUUAAGGUUUUAUGCUGCUUUUAUUCAUUUCAGAAAAAAAUGGUAUUGAGUUAGUCUAUAUUUAGAAGUUGUUUAAAUGUAUAAAAACACACAGUAAUGUAAGAUUUCCACUUACAAGGACAGCAUAAUUUCCCAUUUUCUUUAAUAAUAGUGAGUAAAAAGCUAAAUAUAGCUUUUGAAAAUUGUCAUUUUGACCAGCAGUUUCUUCCUCUUCAUAGCAAGGUUAUAAUUAAGAUGAUCCAUUUAAUCCAGGGGGGUUCUCUGUUACUGUAAAAUGCUAUAAAAAUCCAUUUGGCUCAUCCUAGCAGUGUAGCUUAAGCAACUGACCCUGCUAAGACCCAAUUAAGUUAGAAUCAUGAAAACAGCACCGCCUGUUGGUAUGAAUGCAUACCAUAGUUCAGUGUUUGCCUAAUAAUAAAUAGUCCAUCAUUACUGAUCAGGGCCAGCUCAUGUGUAAUGAUAGCAUUGUGAUACCAUGUCUGUCUUGAUACAGUAUAUCUACGGCUUCUAGUUUUUGGUUUGUAUUAAUUUGAUUUGUCAGUGCUUAUUUUCUAGCUAUAUUCAACUCUUUUGUAGAUACCCCGAAAUCUUUUUUUGUGUGUUUUUUCCUCACAAUAUGUAUAGUAGCUCGACAGUACUUGCACACUUAAGUUGUACCUUCUUUCCUUUGCUGUCUUCCAACCACAACUAAAUCCUUAUGGUCACAUUUCUUUACAUUUUGCCACAAUUUGCAAUUCUGUUUUAAAUCCUCUGUAUCUAACUGUAAUAUUUAAAGCUUUAAACCCUGCUAACAAGCCUCUAUUUCUAAUUGCAAGCAGAGUCUUCAAAAGAAAUGUAGGCAUUUGCUGCCACUCCGUAGUUGUGGUGGGUUUAAAGUAUUCAGAAUGAAUCAAUAAUAGAUAGGAGUCAGGAAGGAGGGACAUUCCCUAACUGCAAUAGGAAAGUUUGUUUUUUUAUUUUUUUACUGGGAAAGAGGUGAAGUCAACUUGAAUUGAGUAACCAUUUACAGUGUUUUUUACGGUUAUUUUUUUUUUUUUUUUUUGGAUCAGGGGUGUUUUAUCUGUUUAUUGGUUAAAACCGAAAAUCAGAAGCCCUAAGUAUACCUCAUACAUAUUGCCUCUAAAAAUGCGUUUGUAAACAUCAGUAAUAAAAGACCCAUAAUUAUUAAUUGUAUAGUGUCUAUAGCAGUAGGCGGAAAACAGGAAGAUUAAUAAACCACAAAUCUCUCUUGUUUUAUCUUGUGCCACAGAAUGAUUUUAGUUGUGAAAGGGUUAGGGUUAGGGUUUUUUACAUUGUGCCUCAGAUUGAUUUUAGUUGUGAAAGGGUCCAUCUAAUGUUGUCUGUUUUAUUUAUUUAUUUAUUUUUUGCUUUGUGUGAUUUGUUAUAUCAUGUGUUUGUGUUUAAACUUUAAAUAUUGUGUUCCCCAUGCUUGUAUGAGUGCUGGAAAAAUACUGAAGGGACCCAUGUUCUUUUGUAAAAGUCACAUGUUUAUCACCAGGGAAGUCAAUAUUUAUAAUGUUGCUGUGCCAAUGAGCAAGUUGCUUUUUAUCUAGAUGCAUGUGGGAUAACAUGUUUAGAGUGAUCUAGGAUUGUACAAGUCUUGCCUGCUGUAAUUGUAACAUUUCACAAAAUAAACAUUUGUUUCUCA
Acipenser ruthenus (sterlet) is the source of this 5310-nucleotide messenger RNA. Its product is annotated as bifunctional methylenetetrahydrofolate dehydrogenase/cyclohydrolase 2, mitochondrial-like. Gene Ontology annotation, molecular function: methylenetetrahydrofolate dehydrogenase (NADP+) activity; methenyltetrahydrofolate cyclohydrolase activity; methylenetetrahydrofolate dehydrogenase (NAD+) activity. Lineage: Eukaryota; Metazoa; Chordata; Actinopteri; Acipenseriformes; Acipenseridae. Gene Ontology annotation, cellular component: mitochondrion. The transcript is spliced from 8 exons. The record is from RefSeq and is a predicted model, not a curated record. Bases 107 to 1144 code for a protein of 345 amino acids. Gene Ontology annotation, biological process: tetrahydrofolate interconversion.